AUGGUAUCGCCGCAAAAAGAAAUUAUCCAGGAAACAUGCGUUAUCUCGCUGCCCAAAAGAUCUCCGAAUUGCGAAUAUCGAAGUCAUACUGCUGGAUGGCUACCGCCAAAAGAGAUGAUAUCCCUGGCACCUAUCAAGACUGGAGCAUCUCCUCGUCCUCAUCUGAGCACGAAGAGUGCUCGACCUAUCACUACCUCGAUCAACGCAAGCAAUUUGCACCAAGAACUCUCCUAUGCGGACUUGCUGGGUGGACGAAUAUCUAAUGCUAUGGUUGGUGAAGAGCCCGAAGAGCCAACUCCAUCCCAAGUGGCAGAUCUAACACCUCCGUCAACUCUUCCGGCCUUCAUCAAACCACUUCCAAAUCACCUGGAGCCAUGUGAUAUCGCGUACCUUACCAGCAAGGGUGCUCUGAAGCUACCAUCAGCAAAGUUCCAAGAAGAGAUAGUCAAGUGCUAUGUAUUUUACGUUCAUCCCUUCCUGCCUGUGGUAGACUUGGUGCAGCUUCUCGGAGCUCUCUACAGGCCAUCUACUUUCCAAAGGGGUAAGAUCAGCAUCCUCUUGUACCAGGCAAUCAUGUUUGCCGGGGUCUCUUUUAUCGACCCGGCAAAUGUCAAAGACUUGGGGUUUGCAGCCAAAAGAGAUGCCAGGAAAGCAUAUCAUGACAAAACUCGGAUACUGUACGACCUCGACGCUGAACCGGAUCAACUAACGAUAGUGCAGUCAGCCCUCCUUCUCACGUCAUGGUCUCAAACACCUGUAGACAACAAAGGUACCUGGCAUUGGAUGGGAAUUGCGUCGUCUUUGGCAUUCUCACUGGGGCUUCAUCGAAAGGCAGCUGAUACAAUUGACAAUCUGAGAGAAAAUAGACUUCGAAGACGGGUGUGGUGGUCAUGUUGUUUACGUGACCGCAUCAUCGCAUUGGCAAUGAGCCGAGCAAUGAGAAUCCAUGACGAUGAGUUUGAUACACCUCGACUGACUUAUGAGGAUUUUGACACUGUUGAAGUCGUGUUCCAAAGCCUCCAGAUGAACCCUCUAUCAGGUUCUCUUCCGAUAGCCGGCCUCGGUAAUCUCAGCACACUGGCAGAAAUGUUCAUGUUCAUGGUUGAUCUAAGCAUCCAUGCCGGUGAGGUCAUUACAUGGCAGUAUUCAAUGUUGCCUUCGGAGGCCUUCAAAGCACAAAACACACAAAAUAUCACCAACUCAAGGACGAUGUUGUUUCCGAGAGCGCAGCCCGAUAGGCCAGAAAAGGUUCUAGCGUAUGACAAGAAGCUUCACGACUGGUUUCGGCGCAGACCAGAUUCCUGCCGCUACUACUCUCGGCGCCAGUCAGCAUUAGAGAGCCAGCAUCCCACCAUCUCAGUUCAUCGAAGUUUUAUCCACAUAAUCUUUCAUGCAGUUGUCUCGGCUCUACAUCGACCAUUGGUGAGUCUAGAAAGUCCGCAUUUGAAAUACACGCCAGAGCAGAAGCUCUCGCUCUCCCGAAUCUUUGAGGCAGGAAGCGAAAUUAGUCAAGCCAGUCAUGAUCUUCGGAUCCACAACUUGGACUAUCUACUGCCACCAACCGUUGUUCUGAUCGAGAUACCUGCCGUAUUAUCUCAUAUCCCUCGGGUGCGUCUACACAAAGCAGGCGCCGCUUACAAUCCGCUAGAAGCCAUGUUCGAAUCUCUCAAAGUCUGCGAAACGUUACAAGCCGCUCAUCCGGGUGUUGACCUUGUGAUGGGCUUUCUCACCACCGUAUUGGAAAACGCGCAGAUCGAGAUCAUCAGAGAUCGAGACGGGAAGAUAUUAUUCUUGCGGACCAGGUAUGCUGAAAGCGGGCCAAGUCUUGAUUUACCAUCAAUACCAGCCUCCAAAACCCCCCAGCUGGAGAGUGGCACCCUAUCCACCGAUGGACCAUGUCAUGGUGCUACGUGCUUGGACCGAGACUUGACAGCUGCAACUCUCCAAGUUUCGCCUCAAGCUGUCGACGAAGGGUCCCCUGCACUUUUUAAUGAAUCCGAACUCGACGAUUUCGGUCUUUCUAUGAGUACUGAUGACUUGCAACACAUCGAAACGGACUGGGAAACGGUAUUUGAGGACGUGAUGCUUCAGCAGGGUCUUGGGAUGUCACUCCCUUUAUGA
Messenger RNA from Exophiala mesophila, 2121 nucleotides. RefSeq lists its product as uncharacterized. The transcript is spliced from 3 exons. The record is from RefSeq and is a predicted model, not a curated record. Gene Ontology annotation, molecular function: zinc ion binding; DNA binding. Gene Ontology annotation, biological process: DNA-templated transcription. The coding region runs from base 1 to 2121 and encodes 706 amino acids. NCBI's taxonomy places the organism in Eukaryota, Fungi, Ascomycota, Eurotiomycetes, Chaetothyriales, Herpotrichiellaceae.